AUUCCAUGUCAUUGUAUUUCAAUGCAUUCUCCACUUUUUUGUCUCCCGGGUAAUUAUUUUACCAGCAUACGAUUACAUACAGAGUAACAGACUGAGGAAAAGUGAUAAUGUCAUUUGAUUUAAUUUAGGCCUUACAAUCUCCAAUUGUUCAAUUAUUUUCAUUUCUUAAGAAGCAACAAAAAAAUGAAAUUGAGUGAAUCUAGGAUCAUCAGAAUCGCCGCCGCGCUAGCGGUGCUCUCCAUCUUCUUGGCUUUCCGGUUAAAGGAUUUGUUUGCCCCGCCCACCAUCCCGGGCUCCCAAAACCUCUUCCACACGGCCGAUGUCCUCCACGUCGACGGCUCCCUUGGACCGGAGAGUAUUGCAUUUGACCCGACCGGAGAUGGGCCCUACACCGGCGUUGCUGACGGUCGGAUUCUCAAGUGGGAAGUGGAUGCGGAUGGAAGAAGUGCUGGCCGUUGGGUUGACUUCGCUGUAACCUCUUCCCAAAGGAAGGAUUGUGUGCUCCCAUUCGCUCCUGAACUAGAGCACAUAUGUGGGAGGCCACUGGGCUUAAGGUUUGAUAAGAAAACUGGAGACCUAUAUAUUGCUGAUGCUUACUUGGGCCUUAAUGUCGUUGGGCCUACCGGAGGACUAUCCACACCGCUGGUUAAAGAAGUUGAUGGACAAACUCUUCUCUUUACCAAUGAUAUGGACAUAGAUGAGGAUGAAGAUAUCAUUUACUUCACUGAUACAAGCACAAGGUUUCAGCGCAGGCAAUUUAUGACAUCGAUCUUAAGUGGAGACAAGACGGGAAGGCUGAUCAAAUACAACAUAACAAGCAAAGAAGUGACAGUUCUAAUGGAAGGCAUUGCUUUUUCCAACGGGGUAGCAUUGAGCAAAAAUGGAUCUUUUGUGCUUGUAGAUGAGACCACUACCGGUAAGGUGUUAAGAUAUUGGCUUAAAGGAGCCAAUGCUGGAAAGCACGACAUCUUUUCUGUCUUGCCGGGAUUUCCAGACAACAUAAGGAGGAAUUCAAGAGGAGAAUUCUGGGUUGCUUUGCAUUCAAAAAGAGGACUUCUCGCUGACUUGUUCGUGUCAUAUCCAUUGAUCGGGAGAACAAUGUUAAAGCUUCCAUUGAGCUUUAAGCAAUUGCACUACUUACUGGUAGGGAAGCCUCAUGCGUCUGCUAUGAAGCUCGGGGAAGACGGGAAAGUCAUGGAGGUGUUAGAGGACAUUGAAGGGAAAACCUUGAAGUUCAUAAGUGAAGUGGAGGAAAACGGGGAGGGGAAGUUGUGGAUUGGCUCGGUGUUGAUGCCUUUCAUCGGAAUCUAUCAACCCACAUGAGGUGAAGUGAAGUCAUCAUUACAAUUGUUGGUUGUAAUACCUUUUUUUUUGAAGAUAUGUGGGGGUGUGCUAAUUCCCUUUCUUUUGUUCUGUUCAUUUAAGUGUGAAACAUUCCCUAAACUGUUAUGUUUGAUCAUUAAUUCAUGUUGUUAUACAAUCUCAAGCUAAACUUCCCUAAAUCGUUAUGUUUGAUCAUUUAAUGCUAGAGAUUUGGUGGUUGAGGCAUCAGCCACUCACAGGCUUCCACAUUAGCAUAGCUAACUGCUCACUGGUGGUAUAAAUAAUAACAUUUAUUUAAUUGUAAAGAGUUGACAAUUUAUUUGCCUUAGCACUCUAGUUUAUACCUAGCUCUUACUCGCAGCUCAUCUACUAAUUUGUAAGACGAACAGCCACCGAGCCUUAGCA
This is a messenger RNA of Cuscuta epithymum, 1728 nucleotides long. Lineage: Eukaryota; Viridiplantae; Streptophyta; Magnoliopsida; Solanales; Convolvulaceae. The record is from the annotation of a GenBank genome assembly.